AUGGAAGAUGGAAACAAUAUAAAUACUAUUAUCAGGCAAUUUAUAGCACAAUGUGAUACUAAAAAAUUCAUUGAUUCUAUGGGAGACUUUUAAGAACAAAAAUAAUUAGAUAAUAGAAUAGAUUAAUUUAGAUUUAGAAUAAAAAAGAUUAAGAAUAAAUCAUAUUUUUAAGUUAUAAAAGUGUUUCUAUAAUAUCAGCUAGAGAGUUUAUCUAUUUCAAAAAAACUAAAUUAAUUGAUGAGAUUAAUGAUAUAUGGUGUGAUAUAAGUAAGUCUAUUGAUAAUAAUAAAAUUUGUUUUUGAAUUAUUUAUUUAAGUGGAUAUUUAAUUUGACCUCUCAAAAAUAUUUUAAAACUUGAUAUAUAUUCCAAAAAGUAAAUACUUCAAUUAGAUAAUAGAUUUGCCUCAUUAACUUAGAAAGUUGAGAGUUAUUCAUUUGUAUCAUUGUGUUGAUAAUGUGACUUUAAAUUGA
Paramecium primaurelia is the source of this 471-nucleotide messenger RNA. The record is from the annotation of a GenBank genome assembly. Lineage: Eukaryota; Ciliophora; Oligohymenophorea; Peniculida; Parameciidae.